Messenger RNA from Uranotaenia lowii, 1422 nucleotides. RefSeq lists its product as uncharacterized. The transcript has a single exon. The record is from RefSeq and is a predicted model, not a curated record. Gene Ontology annotation, molecular function: nucleic acid binding; RNA-DNA hybrid ribonuclease activity. Bases 1 to 1422 code for a protein of 473 amino acids. Gene Ontology annotation, biological process: DNA replication, removal of RNA primer. Lineage: Eukaryota; Metazoa; Arthropoda; Insecta; Diptera; Culicidae.
AUGCUCAAUAAGACUAUUCCUCUCGCCCACUCUACACGGUUACUGGGGAUUUGGCUAGACGACCGACUCAAUUUCAAAUGCCACCUGAACCACGUUAGAAAGAAUGCCACCAACAAUAUCAACAUCCUGCGAAUACUCACCAACAAGACUAGUUUCGCUCAUCGCGAAUCCCUUUUUCGUUUCCUGCAUGGAUGGAUAAUACCAUCCAUACUGUACGGAAUUGGUUUUGUAAGCAAGGCGUCCGAAGUAAUGCUGACCAAACUAGAACCACUCUACAACAGUUGCGUACGGCUCAUCAGCUCAGCCUUCCGUACCAGCCCGAUACCCUCACUCAUGGCAGAAAGUGGACAGAUUCCAUUCCGAUUCCUCGUGGCUAAACAUCUAUCCUCCAAAGCCAUUCGUUCAAUGGCGAACAGACACAACAACGACUCCCCAAUGGUUGAAAGAACAAACAGCUUCCUGCUCCAAACAACCGGCGAUAGUCUUCCUACUAUCUGUCCCAGGUUGGGGCCCAAGAUCAGAAAUUGGAACGAUACACCACCCAAAGUUGACAUGUCCCUCAAAAAAAACAUUCGAGCAGGAGACCCCCGAACAACCGUUCUUCCCCACUUUAAUCAUCUGGUCGAAGCCAAAUACAACGGCCAACCCCAAGUAUAUACCGACGGGUCCAAAAGUAACUGUGGAAAGGUGGGAUGCGGUAUUUAUGACGGAGUCUCCAGUAGGAGCCACGGUCUCCCUGAUACAUGUUCCGUAUUCAGUGCUGAAGCUUUUGCCCUGCUCGAAGCCAUUGAAAGAUCGGAGUCUAACUCCGUCAUCUUUUCCGACUCCGCAAGCGUCCUGACAGCCAUUGCCGCCGGCAACAUCAAACACCCUUGGAUCUACACCCUUUCCAAAAAAGCCCCCCUUCGAAACAUUACACUCUGCUGGAUACCCGGGCACUCGGGCAUACCAGGCAACGAAGCAGCUGAUCGACUGGCCGCCGCAGGCACUCAUCUUCCGUCCUCAAUCAACUGUAUACCCCAAUCCGAUGCAAUGCUCUACAUAAAAAACAAAAUACUGAAAGCUUGGGCCAUCCAAUGGUCCGACAACAUCCAAGCCAAACUUCGGGAAGUUAAAAACUCCACAGAAAUAUGGAAUGACCGACCCUGCCCAACAGAAAGGAGAGCUCUAACAAGACUCAGGAUUGGGCAUACCCGACUCACACAUCUGCAUCUAAUAACCAGAGAUGAUCCACCCACAUGCCCAUCAUGCAACGUGCAGAUCACGAUCAAGCAUAUCCUCACCAACUGUUCCUUAUACCACACCCACAGAUCCUCAUGUUCCCUCUCAACAUCACUCCGCCAAAUCCUCGCCCCCUGCCCCGACGAAGAGAAAAAGUUGAUCAGCUUCCUCAAGAAAUCGAAUCUUCUACACCAACUAUAA